AUGGCUACGCAAACCGUUGAAGAUAGUUCUAAACCUAAACCAAGACGAACUGGUGCAGGUAGUUUAUUGAAACCCUUGAAUUCGGAAUAUGGGAAAGUAGCUCCAGGUUGGGGGACUACUCCUUUUAUGGGGGUCGCAAUGGCUUUAUUCGCGAUAUUCCUAUCUAUCAUUUUAGAAAUUUAUAAUUCUUCUGUUUUAUUGGACGGAAUUUUAACCUAUUAG
This is a messenger RNA of Brachypodium distachyon (stiff brome), 222 nucleotides long. The record is from the annotation of a RefSeq genome assembly. NCBI's taxonomy places the organism in Eukaryota, Viridiplantae, Streptophyta, Magnoliopsida, Poales, Poaceae.